This is a messenger RNA of Pseudo-nitzschia multistriata, 2733 nucleotides long. Lineage: Eukaryota; Bacillariophyta; Bacillariophyceae; Bacillariales; Bacillariaceae. The record is from the annotation of a GenBank genome assembly.
UACUGGUAGUAGUACUACUAGUACUACUAGUAGCACGUAGUGCGUAAAAGUGCCCUUCCAAUUUUAUGGUUCGUUACUGUAGAAUGAAUGCACGUAAAGUUCCGCACAGUACGAACAUCGAACCUCCGAUUUUCGUCGGGACAGGGUGGUCCCUUCUCGGCCCCCAUUUUGGCAGACGCGAGUUGUCAAGAUGAGCAACACCGUCGCAACCGUCCCGGAGUCGCCGAGUUCGACAGCAUUGAACCGCUUCGAGGAAAUUCCCGAGGAGGCCACCAUCUUCAGUCCGGCACCGCUCCCAUCGGCUGUUCUAGCGCUGCCCGGCAACGCAAAUGCCAUCGAGAUCGGAAAAGCAUCUCGGGUGAUUCCCGAUCGCAACGCCCUGCUAGUGGGCCGCCAGGUCUCGUCUUGUGACAUUCGCAUCGGACACAAAUCACUGAGUCGUCGGCACGCUCUCUUGUAUUACCAUUCCGCCCGUUUAUGGGUCCUGGAUUUGAAAACAAAGGCGGGAACAUUUGUCAAUGAAAAGAAAAUUAUUUCGGGGACACCGGUUGAAUUGAACGACGGGGACACGAUUCAAUUCGGGAAGGCAAAGCCGAUUUUCACCGUUCGCUGGGACAAGAACAGUGCCCUUAAUGAAGUCGACGACCAGGAUUCUGGCAAGGCAAACGCGGCAAAUUCUAGUAUCCAAGAAGGAGCAUCAAAAAGUGACGAACAAGGCGGGCAAGAUCCUCAUAACAACAGGAGUAGCAGGAAUACCGAUGCUGACAACAACGUUUCUUCGAAAGGCAAAGCCAUCACGAAGAACGGAAACGAAUCCGGGGAACCUCCUUCGCUUGAAGGCUUGACAGGUCGCGAGAGAAGACGAGCAGAAAUUGCUGCCAUGAUGGCAUCCCUGGAUGAAACACCGACUUACGAAAAAUACGUGCCGACUGCAACGAGCAAUGCCGGGACACAACAACCACAGCAGGAGUCUCAUCGGACACCAAGCGACGAUAACUGUUUCGGAGAAGAACAAGCUUCCCUCGAAAGGAAGAAAACGCGGGUAUUGGAAAAACACCGCAUCCCUAUCACGGACUGCACCGAUAUGGCGGUUCUGGACACUUCGCACGUUUCAACGAGCGCCAUGGAUCCCACGGGUGCAAGAUUUGCAAUCGGAAGCAUGGACUCUUCACUCAAACUCUACGACUUUGCUGGAUACAACAUCAUUGAUCCCGUUCCCUUUCAGCAUUUCAUAGUCGAAGAUGGCUAUCCCGUUCGAAGCAUGGCCUAUAGCUCGGAUGGAUCGUCGAUAUUGAUCGGGACUGGAUCGGCACAACCCCGCGUCUUUAGUCGUGACGGAAGCGAGCUCGUAAAAUUUGUUCGUGGAGACAUCUAUGUACGGGAUCCCUCCAAGACCAUUGGCCACACGGCGCCGGUUACCAGUGUUGGCUGGCAUCCCCUCGAGGCAUCCACCGUGUUUUCCACGUCUCGAGACGGAAGUUUGCGAUGUUGGAACAUUGACAAGGGCAAGCUCUCCUUCGGUAUGCUGAAUUGCUCCGAUGUGAUCGGCAUCAAACAUCUAAGGACGGGGCGUAUGACGAUACCAACCUGCUUGGCCAUAUCGCCAAACACAUUAGCGGUUGGGACAGAAUGUGGGAGCUUGCAAAUAUUUAAAUAUCCGUUCGUCUCGAAGCUUCGACCGCAACAAUCUGUUCAGGUGUCAUUACCGAAUACAGAAAAGAAAACCAAGAAGGAUGCCGAUCCAAUUGUGAGCUUGGUAUAUUCCCUCGAUGCAACCAAAAUAGCGGUGCGUACCAAAAAGGAGGUGACCUUGUGGAACGCAGCUUCCAAGCUUUCUACUUCGACUCAGCCAUGGAUGAAAUACGACAAUCUUCCACUUCACGACGAUGACACGGGCGCUGAUAGCAGCACGCCUACCAUGGCAUUUUCUCCAAACGGAAAAAUCCUUUGCGUCGCUACCAAUACAAAAGUGGAUGGCAGUGGGAAAGAUUACCGCAGUCGCCUAGAACUGUUUUUGCUUCCAAAGGAAUCCAAACCGAAACGCGACAAAAAAUAUACUUCUCCCGUCUUCUCUAUGCCUAUUUCGGAUGGAAAAGAUGAUGCCGGCUUUGUAAUGAGCCUCUCAUGGCAUCCAAAACUCAACCAGCUUCUGGUGACCACACAAAAGGGAUUCCAGGUUUUUUUUUCCACCGAAUGGUCGAAGAACGGCAUCCUGCUGACAAGUGGUCGCAGAAAGAAGCGCAAAAGCGUCGAAGAGAGCCUGCAAGAUCUCUAUGCAGCACGCGCUCCUCCUCCCGGCACCGCCAUUCGGCAAGAAGAAAUCAUCACUCCGAAUUCGCUGCCCCUCUUUAGUGGGGACAAACAACGCGCGAAAAGCAAGAAGCAACGCGCCGAAGAAGAUCACCAGGACUCGGUGGCCAGGCACAUUCCGCAGCAGCCUUCGAAGGGAGUUUUCAAUACCGGGGUGAACAUGUUUACGCAAAUGAUAAUGGACGACAGAUCCUCGCAUCAAAAGAAAAUUGCGGGAAUGGAUCCGCGAGAGGCUUUGGCAGAAUAUAGCGAGGGGAAAUCUUUCAUUGGCAAAGCUUAUGAAGGAAACGUCGAACGUAUUUUGACCGAAAAGACAAUGGAACAAGAACAAGAGGAAAUGAACGGGAAAGCUCAGAACAAGAAGUAACACCUCAAGUAGGAACUAAUUGUCUACAAAAAUCUAAAUAGAAAUACGGUAUGCUU